Molecule: messenger RNA, 1896 nt
Organism: Brienomyrus brachyistius
Lineage: Eukaryota; Metazoa; Chordata; Actinopteri; Osteoglossiformes; Mormyridae
Gene: rgp1
Product: GP1 homolog, RAB6A GEF complex partner 1
Exons: 9
Coding region: 97-1614 (505 amino acids)
Biological process (GO): retrograde transport, endosome to Golgi
Cellular component (GO): Ric1-Rgp1 guanyl-nucleotide exchange factor complex; Golgi membrane
Source: RefSeq, a predicted model, not a curated record
UUAUUAUAGUGAGCUUCACGCGAAACGCUCAGCACUUUUCUUAAGAUACCCGAACGACUGUAUUUUUGAGACCAUAAAAAAUUCUGUGAAUAGUCAAUGGUCUUCUUAGGAAUAACCCGGGUCCCCUGGCGGAUUUCGACCGGCAAAACACCAUUUAUUUACCGCCUGAGAGCAAAACUACCGCGCACCGCAUCUCCAAGCGGCUAUACGCUGACAGAAACACAGGACACCGAGACCAGUGGUCGGCCUCGGAACCCUCGCAGAACCUCACGGAAAUAUGCCAUAAAGUGGGCUUUGUUUUUCUUUUUGGAAAUGAAUCUUGAUGUGGUUGGCUUAUUUCAGUGCGCUAUUACACGCCGUCCUUCGGGGAAUUGUAUCGGAUGUCGGGCAAGUCGCUCUCUCCACUGUUCAACUAAUCCUCCUUAUUCCAGUACAGACCAAAAUAGGAAAUCAGAGAUGAUCGAAGUGGUGGCCUCCAUGUCCCGAGGCCCGGUAUUCCUGGCCGGGGAGCUGUUGGAGUGCCUUAUCACCUUCACCAAUCCUAUGUCCCAUCUGUCCACCUCAGCUAGCAGUGAGAUGCUGGCCUGGGCCAGUGCUCAGAUCCAUUGCCAGUUUCAUGCCAGUGAGAGCAGGGUGGCGCUGCCAGCCCAAGGCAACAAGGACGUUCAGGCCGAGAGCGACACCGUGCUGAUCCCCAGCAGGGGGGAGCGUGGACAGUGCAUGUUAGACACCCCCCCAAAGAUCCUAUUCUGUGACCUGCGGCUCGACCCAGGAGAGAGCAAAACCUACUCGUACAGUGAGGUGGUGCCGACUGACGGCCCCCCCAGCUUCCGCGGCCAGGCGGUGAAGUACGUCUACAAGCUAACCAUCGGCUGCCAGCGUGUCAACUCCCCCAUCAAGCUGCUCCGGGUGCCCUUCAGGGUGCUCGUCCUGCAGGGCAUGCCCGAGCCUCCCUCCCCCCAGGACGAGGAGGUGGCCCCCUCAAACCCCUUCCUGGAUGACGAAGAGACGGGUAGAAGAGACACCAGGCCUCUGGAGAAGGCCCUGGACAUGCUGAUGGUCACUACCUCACGCCGCUGUCCACACCUUUUCAAUAUCACUAACAUGCGGGGCAAGGUGGCAAAGUUCUGCAUCUUCAAGACGGUGUACAGAUUAGGGGAGGACAUCAUCGGGACCUUUAACUUCUCCGAGGGAGAUAUUCCCUGUCUGCAGUACACAGUCAGCCUACAGAGCGAGGAGGACGUCCAGCCCCAGUACCAACGCCGGCCCAACCAGUCAGCCAGCGUCACCAGCCACGGACGCCACCUUGAGUCAUGUUUGCACACGGCCUCCAGCCACUUUUCGCUGCCCAUCCCUCUCAACGUCACUCCAGGCUUCAGCACAGACAUCGUGAGCCUGAGGUGGCGGCUGCAUUUUGAGUUCGUGACGGCCCGGGAGCCAAUGGAGCCGCCCACUGUGCUGCAAAACCAAUCAGAGGUCACGGUGUGGACAGGGGCGGGCCUGGUGGACGUGGACACCUUCAGCUGGGAUUUACCCAUCAAAGUUCUGCCCACCAAUCCUACUCUGGUAUCUUAUGUCUCCCAGUUCUCUGGGACCAAUAGCAUUAAUAUUUAACUGGACUAAAAGAAGUUUAUUUUGACUAUUGUAUGUUUUGCAGUGCAGUUAAUUUCUCCAUCUCUAAGAUGUAUCUUGUGUCCAUCACCCAGUUGGAUUAACACCGUUUGGAGACGACCUGAGGCACAAACUGGUGUAACUGAACUAGGUCAGGUUACUUUUACUCAGUGCGACGGUUUCUAAGUAUUAUGUACGUAACUAUGGAAUCUCGGUUUCUGCUGAAUUAUUGUCUGUCUAAAUGUUUAUGUAAACUGUCAUUUAUUAAAAAGUAUUAUAUUUAAA